Messenger RNA from Saimiri boliviensis boliviensis (Bolivian squirrel monkey), 3456 nucleotides. The record is from RefSeq and is a predicted model, not a curated record. Lineage: Eukaryota; Metazoa; Chordata; Mammalia; Primates; Cebidae.
GGUAGCUUCCGGCCGCGUCCAGAGCCCAGACUCUCCCCAGAGACUGCGCCUGCGCGGGCACGGGACAACCUCUCUGCGAUGACUGUGAGUGGUGCAGGGACCCCCGAGCCCCGGCCGGCUAUCCCCGGGGCCAACUCAGUGGCAGUGGAGCAGCUGCGGAAAGAGGGCAACGAGCUGUUCAAAUGUGGAGACUACCAGGGCGCCCUGGCGGCCUACACUCAGGCCUUGGGUCUGGACGCGACGCCCCAGGACCAGGCCAUUCUGCACCGGAACCGGGCCGCCUGCCACCUGAAGCUGGAAGAUUACGACAAAGCAGAAACAGAGGCAUCCAAAGCUACCCUUACCUUUUCUGAGGCUGAAGCACCGAGCCCCACAUUCGUCCCCCACCUUCCUCUGGCUUUUCCUCGAGAUCUUUCCCUACUGCUCUUGCCUGACGACGGUGGCCUCAUGGGUGCUGACAGAGCUCCUGUUUGUGCUCAGCCAUUGAAAAGGAUGGUGGGGAUGUCAAGGCACUCUACCGGCGGAGCCAAGCCCUAGAGAAGCUGGGCCGCCUAGACCAGGCUGUCCUUGACCUGAAGAGAUGUGUGAGCUUGGAACCCAAGAACAAAGUUUUCCAGGAGGCCUUGCGGAACAUCGGGGGCCAGAUUCAGGAGAAGGUGCGAUACAUGUCCUCGACGGAUGCCAAAGUGGAACAGAUGUUUCAGAUACUAUUGGACCCAGAAGAGAAGGGCACUGAGAAAAAGCAAAAGGCAUCUCAGAACCUGGUGGUGCUGGCCAGGGAGGAUGCUGGAGCUGAGAAGAUCUUCCGGAGCAAUGGGGUUCAGCUCCUGCAACGCCUACUGGACACGGGAGAGACUGACCUCAUGCUGGCUGCUCUGCGUACACUGGUUGGCAUUUGCUCUGAGCAUCAGUCACGGACCGUGGCAACCCUGAGCAUACUGGGCACUCGGCGAGUGGUCUCCAUCCUGGGUGUGGAAAACCAGGCUGUGUCGCUGGCUGCCUGCCACCUGCUGCAGGUUAUGUUUGAUGCCCUCAAGGAAGGCGUCAAAAAAGGCUUCCGAGGCAAAGAAGGCGCCAUCAUCGUGGAUCCUGCCCGGGAACUGAAGGUCCUCAUCAGUAACCUCUUAGAUCUGCUGACAGAGGUGGGGGUCUCUGGCCAAGGCCGAGACAAUGCCCUGACUCUUCUAAUUAAAGCGGUGCCCCGGAAGUCUCCCAAGGACCCCAACAACAGCCUCACCCUCUGGGUCAUUGACCAAGGUCUGAAAAAGAUUUUGGAAGUGGGAGGCUCUCUACAGGACCCUCCUGGGGAGCUCACAGUGACCGCAAACAGCCGCAUGAGCGCCUCCAUUCUCCUCAGCAAGCUCUUCGAUGAUCUCAAGUGUGAUGCCGAGAGGGAGAAUUUCCACCGACUCUGUGAAAACUACAUCAAGAGCUGGUUUGAGGGCCAUGGGCUGGCCGGGAAGCUACGGGCCAUCCAGACGGUGUCCUGCCUCCUGCAGGGCCCAUGUGACGCCGGCAACCGGGCCUUGGAGCUGAGUGGUGUCAUGGAGAGUGUGAUCGCUCUGUGUGCCUCUGAGCAAGAGGAGGAGCAGCUGGUGGCCGUGGAGGCUCUGAUCCACGCAGCUGGCAAGGCCAAACGGGCCUCAUUCAUCACUGCCAAUGGUGUCUCGCUGCUGAAGGACCUAUAUAAGCGCAGCGAGAAGGACAGCAUCCGCAUCCGGGCGCUGGUGGGCCUCUGUAAGCUCGGUUCGGCUGGAGGGACUGACUUUAGCAUGAAGCAAUUUGCUGAAGGCUCCACUCUCAAACUGGCCAAGCAGUGUCGAAAGUGGCUGUGCAAUGACCAGAUUGAUGCGGGCACUCGGCGCUGGGCAGUGGAGGGCCUGGCUUACCUGACCUUUGACGCCGACGUGAAGGAAGAGUUUGUGGAGGAUGCGGCUGCCCUGAAGGCUCUGUUCCAGCUCAGCAGGUCUGAGGAGAGGUCGGUGCUCUUUGCGGUGGCUUCCGCGCUGGUUAACUGCACCAACAGCUACGACUUUGAGGAGCCUGACCCCAAGAUGGUGGAGCUGGCCAAGUAUGCCAAGCAGCACGUGCCCGAGCAGCACCCCAAGGACAAGCCGAGCUUUGUGCGGGCUCGGGUGAAGAAGCUGCUGGCAGCGGGUGUGGUGUCGGCCAUGGUAUGCAUGGUGAAGACGGAGAGCCCUGUGCUGACCAGUUCCUGCCGAGAGCUGCUCUCCAGGGUCUUCCUGGCUUUGGUGGAAGAGGUGGAGGACCGAGGCACCGUGGUUGCCCAGGGAGGCGGCAGGGCGCUGAUCCCGCUGGCCCUGGAAGGCACGGACGUGGGGCAGACAAAGGCAGCCCAGGCCCUUGCCAAGCUCACCAUCACCUCCAACCCCGAGAUGACCUUCCCUGGCGAGCGGAUCUAUGAGGUGGUCCGGCCCCUUGUGUCCCUGUUGCACCUGAACUGCUCAGGCCUGCAGAACUUCGAGGCGCUCAUGGCCCUAACAAACUUGGCGGGGAUCAGCGAGAGGCUCCGACAGAAGAUCCUGAAGGAGAAGGCUGUGCCCAUGGUCGAAGGCUACAUGUUUGAGGAGCAUGAGAUGAUCCGCCGGGCAGCCACAGAGUGCAUGUGUAACUUGGCCAUGAGCAAGGAGGUGCAGGACCUCUUUGAAGCCCAGGGCAAUGACCGGCUGAAGCUGCUGGUGCUGUACAGCGGAGAGGAGGACGAGCUGCUGCAGCGGGCGGCCGCCGGGGGCUUGGCCAUGCUUACCUCCAUGCGGCCCGCGCUCUGCAACCGCAUUCCCCAAGUGACCACACACUGGCUGGAGAUCCUGCAGGCCCUGCUUCUGAGCCCUAACCAGGAGCUGCAGCACCGGGGUGCCGUGGUGGUGUUGAACAUGGUGGAGGCCUCCAGGGAGAUUGCCAGCACCCUGAUGGAGAGCGAGAUGAUGGAGAUCCUGUCAGUGCUGGCCAAGGGUGACCAGAGCCCUGUCUCAAGGGCUGCUGCAGCCUGCCUGGACAAAGCCAUGGAAUAUGGGCUUAUCCAGCCCACCAACCAAGAUGGAGAGUGAGGGGGCUGCCUCUGGGCCCAAGGCACAUGCACACGCUACCUACUGUGGCAUGGAGAGCAAGGACAGAAGCAGCUUUGGGUGGUGGGGGCCAGCAUGCCCAACACUCUUGCCCCUCCUCCCUUGCCACCCUGUAAUGUCCUCUGUUCUGAGUCAGUGGCCACGCUUAGUCACAUAGCCCUGCUUGGCCAGCACUGCCUGCAGCCUCACUCAGAGGGGCCCUUUUUUUGUACUACUGUAGUCAGGUGGGAUUGGGAAAGGCGCAUCCCAGCUCGGCCUGUGGAUCGUGGGGCAUCGGGAAGGGCGCACACAACAGCAGCCUCACCAGCUGUGAGCGUGGCACACUGUCAGCCCUGCCCCUGCCCGUCCAGUAAAAGUGUGUAGAACUCCA